This is a messenger RNA of Solea senegalensis (Senegalese sole), 826 nucleotides long. RefSeq names its product serum amyloid P-component-like. The coding region runs from base 85 to 759 and encodes 224 amino acids. The transcript is spliced from 4 exons. Lineage: Eukaryota; Metazoa; Chordata; Actinopteri; Pleuronectiformes; Soleidae. The record is from RefSeq and is a predicted model, not a curated record.
AGCUGUCUAGACAAAAACCACAGACGUGUGAUCCACACAGAGCGAAUACAUCCAGGCCACAAGGUAAAAGACACUCAGUCCAAGAUGGAGAAACUUUUGCUUCUAUUUGCCCUGAUUUCAACAUGUUUCGCAGCACCUCAAGAUCUGUCAAACAAAGUGUUCGUCUUCCCCAAGGAGACCAACACGGAUCACAUAAAGCUCCUAACAACUAAAACCCAAUUCAACGCCUUCACCGUCUGUCUCAGAUUCUUCACAGAUCUCAAAAGGCCCUAUGGGCUCUUCUCAUUGGCUACUCCAACAAAAUCCAAUUCCUUGGUGAUCUAUAAGCCUGAUGUACAGAAUGUCCUCAGGAUCCAUGCCGUGGACCCACACACAGACUUCCAGUCAGUGUCAUUUGCAGCAAACGCAUGGCACUCCCUUUGUACCACCUGGAGCUCAGACAAUGGUUUGGCUCAGGUAUGGUUGAAUGGAAAGCCAACCAUCAAGAGAUUUAUCACAUCUGGGCUGCCUAUCACUGGAGCGCCAAAAACCAUCCUGGGCCAAGAACAGGACAAAUAUGAUGGAGGGUUUGAUCUUAGUCAGUCUUUUGUUGGUAUGAUUUCUAAAGUCCACAUGUGGGACCAUGUUGUCGCUCCUGCUGAGAUCAGACGCUACAUGAAUGGCAAAUACUUCACCCCGGGAAACGUGUUCAACUGGCAAGCCCUCGAGUAUGAAAUCAUUGGGAAAAUCUAUGUGGAAGAAGAUCAAGAAAAUAUGUAACAUAGUGCUCACUGGGCACCACAUGAAUGUUCAGUGGAAAUCAUUAAAAUCUUUUCAGACACUUAAA